Xenopus laevis (African clawed frog) is the source of this 2339-nucleotide messenger RNA. RefSeq lists its product as uncharacterized. The record is from RefSeq and is a predicted model, not a curated record. The coding region runs from base 563 to 1468 and encodes 301 amino acids. The transcript is spliced from 4 exons. Lineage: Eukaryota; Metazoa; Chordata; Amphibia; Anura; Pipidae.
AAGAAUGUUCAGUGUACACUCAGCUGCUCUAAAACAAACCACGCUCCUAUGAUAACUCUUUUUCUCGGCCCUAGGGCUGUACUUAAGUGCCCUGUGGCAAAAGUUUAUUGAUCCACUGAUAACGUAUAAGCUGAAUGACUGUAUUUGCAAUUAUAAGCUGUUUCGUUUUUUAUGCGAAAUUGUGAUGGUGAACGAAGUCCCAAAAAGUGCAAUUGUGGGUUAGAAAAUGCAAUGCUAAUUUGUGAAACGUCUGGAAUUGAAAACAGGCAAAAUAAAGAUGAGGGUUCAUGUCUUGAAGACGGAAACCGUUUCAGCAGUUUUUUCCAGUGUGACUAACAAGCAUGUGUCGAGUACUUAAGCUCAGCAAACGUUGAAGACAAUAGAAAUGGAUGUCUGUAAUUCUUUUCACCAGGGAUCAAAUACUUCUGAAUAAUUGAAUCUUCCUAAUGUAUUGAAAGGGGAAACGCUGGCCAUUGCCCUUUGUCCAAAUAUUUCUGCAGGGAAGAUCUACUUGAAUGGGACAGAAGCUUUGGUCAAAGGCCUAGAUAUUCCCAGUCCUGUUAUGGGGUCUGUAAACAUGGUACCAUUGGUUCAUAUAGUGGAAUCUUUGGGUGGUCUUGCACUUGCACCCACGCAGUCUCAAACCUUAUCAUCCAUAUUGGUGCCAGUGGAUGUCCUAAAGGAUCAACAGUUGCAACAUGCACUGCCAUUAAAUGAAUCUAUAAUGGUCAUAUCAGAUGAACAUAUACCGUCGGCAUCAAUGCAACAUGACUUCGAUAUUGGUUUGGUCAUGCCGGACUGCUCUGAAACAGUGCCCACAAUACUAGGUGUCCGAGAUCUCUCAGGUGAUGGUACAUUAGUAAUUGAAAACAUUGCAAUAGAGCCAUCCUCAGAAAGCUGCUAUUCUACUGCAGCAACACAGAUGUGUUCCUCAGAACUGGUUGCAUACUUGCAAACUGCCUCCACAGUUCCUUUACUUGAAAUGAGUCCUCUUCCACCUUUGAUGCCGAGCACAGAGACAGUAUUAUCACCAGCAAUUACAGGACCCAUUACUUCCACAGUACCAAUUGUGUCUAAAUAUGCUGAUGAGCUGUUUCAGUCUAAUUAUGUCUCUGAACAAGUUGAAAGUGACCUUCCAGAAAGUGAAAUGUGCAAUGAAGCCGAGCUGGUGUCCAUUGUGGUGGAUCUACAGAAGAAAGUGAGGGCUUUUCAACAAAGACACAGAAGGCACUGUUCAAAGCUGGAGGUCAUGGAGGGUGUGGUUGAACAACUUAAGAAUGAAAACUUAAUUUCGGAGGAGAAACUUAAUUUUUUACAAGUGGCCUGUCUCCAGUCUAAUCAUGCACUACCAGAGAGCGGCAACUCUUUUGCAAUUAUUUGCCAAGAAGAUGAUCAGACUUUCAUGUACUCACUCCCUUUACUACGAGAGGAAGAAACUGAGACAGUUUUUGAGAUUGAGGAGCAGUGACAGUAAAUAUACUGUCAUUGAGACAUAAGACAUAAGCCAUAAUAGUCAAACCACUUUGGGAAAUAUCUUUCUAAAAGAUAAAAGAGAAACACCAUCAAUCAUUGAUUCUCUUAUUUUUAACCUUAAUUUAAAGAACUUUUUAGGUUCAUUCUGAUGCAAAUUCUUUUGGAUUGUUGUAAUUUUUUAUUUUGCUAGACUUAUUGGUAGCUCUAAUCAGAGUAACAAAUUGUUGAAGAGAUCUAUUUUGACUCAAAAUAAAAUUGUAUUGUAAAAUUUUUUUUAACACAGCCUGUACUAGCUUCAGGAAAAUUGGGAGCUUUAUAUACCAAACCUAUUCAUGAAUUAGUCAUGCCAUUAGCUACUGAAGGUCAGAUUUUGAUCUAGCAAAUAAAAGCAAAGACUGCCUCAGUUUCAGUCUUCCUUUAGAAAAAUAAUAACGUUUUAUUGAGCUGUCUGUUCUUUAUUGUUAUUAAUAAUAUAUUUAACUACGUGGGUUUUAUUAUCCACCACUUAAGCAAAAUGAAAUCACACUAUAAGCCAAUAAUUGUGCUUUGAUAUUCUCACAACUCCAUGUUUCGGAUGUCACUGAUACAUGGGUCUCUGUAUAUUUCUAUUCUCUGUUAGGACAGGUGGUUUUAACUGAAAUAAAAUUGCUUUACAAGUGAAUACAUUUUCGAACUUGGAAUACCUUUACAACAAAAUGUGUUGCAGUUUAGCAUAUAAAGAAAUGUUUACAAAAGAAUGUAAAAAGCUAGGUCCUAGUUGCUGAUAUUUACUUGAACCUUUUACCGAUUGUUUGCUAAUGAUUGUGCUUUAUUGCCUUGAUUGUUGUGAUGAGAAGAUGAAUUUAUGAUAAAUAUUUUUCUUUAAA